AUGGCAAGAAGUGCGGAAGCCGAGGUGGAAAAGAUGAAAGCCUUGGAGGAGCGCAUAAAGGCACCGUCCAUUUGGGGGAGGGUGCCAUGUGGUAUACGCUUCGAGGACUUGCAGGAUAGGAGAUAUGAAGACGCUGUGAGACUGUUGAAGAAACACUAUUUGACGGAAGAGAUCACCUACAGAUCGGUGAAGAUAGCUGAUGACAAAGAGGGCACUGACGAGUUUGUUCACCAGGCAAGGAUCUGGAUGAAGGACAAAAUGUCCAUCGCGGCGGUGAAGGAGGGUACGGACAAACUGGUCGGCGUUAUGAUCAUGAGGAUACAGGAGAAACAGGCGUUCUCCCGCACAUUCAGCCGAGUGAAGAUCACCUAUAACCCUCUAUACUCGACUGUGGUAACGUUCAAUAGGGAAGUGGAAAAACCAGUCAAUAUGUUUGACAAACUCGGAGUGCGGAGGUACUUCAAGAUAUAUGUGCUCGCUCUUAAGGCGAGGUACCGGCAUCGGGGUGUAGCGAAGGAGAUGUUAAAAGCGGCAAUAAACCUCAGCACCAGUGCAAGCGUACCCGCGAUAGUCGGCUUGUUUGGCACGGGCCGAGGGCAGCAGAUCGCUGAGGAACUGGGCUUUGAGAAGUUCAACGAGAUCUAUUAUGUUCGAUAUCUUAUUGAUGAUCAGAUAGUAUUUUGGGACACGGGGCUCGGAAACUACGGGAUGGCGCUGAUGGGCUAUCGCAUUCCAUCUGUGGACGAGCCAGAAGAGAUUCGACCUCAGGCAUCUUCCAGAUUCAAUGUGCAAGUAGCUAAUGAUGACGAUCAGGAGACUUGA
Zerene cesonia (dogface butterfly) is the source of this 822-nucleotide messenger RNA. RefSeq lists its product as uncharacterized. The transcript has 5 exons. Gene Ontology annotation, molecular function: N-acetyltransferase activity. Bases 1 to 822 code for a protein of 273 amino acids. The record is from RefSeq and is a predicted model, not a curated record. NCBI's taxonomy places the organism in Eukaryota, Metazoa, Arthropoda, Insecta, Lepidoptera, Pieridae.